This is a messenger RNA of Lemur catta (Ring-tailed lemur), 1198 nucleotides long. RefSeq names its product serine and arginine rich splicing factor 7 (gene SRSF7). Gene Ontology annotation, biological process: mRNA splicing, via spliceosome. Lineage: Eukaryota; Metazoa; Chordata; Mammalia; Primates; Lemuridae. The coding region runs from base 240 to 956 and encodes 238 amino acids. Gene Ontology annotation, molecular function: RNA binding; zinc ion binding. Gene Ontology annotation, cellular component: nuclear speck. The transcript is spliced from 8 exons. The record is from RefSeq and is a predicted model, not a curated record.
CUCUUCAGUUCCUUCCGCGCCGCUUCUAGACUGUUUCCGCCCUGCUCCUUUGUGCCGCGCAGAACGUCGAGAUGACGCAUGCGCAAAAAAAUCCCGGCCGCCGCAUAUAUAAGUGCGGACGCGGGUUCUUCCUCGUAGUGCCGCCGGGACCGUUGGCAAGCGAGUGAGUGUGACAGCUUUCGUGUUACGCGAGCCCUGGGCGCUGCAAGCUAAAGAGCAGAGCACGCGGGCCGGUCAUCAUGUCGCGCUACGGGCGGUACGGAGGAGAAACCAAGGUCUAUGUUGGUAACCUGGGCACUGGUGCUGGCAAAGGAGAGUUAGAAAGGGCUUUCAGUUAUUAUGGUCCUUUAAGAACUGUAUGGAUUGCGAGAAAUCCUCCAGGAUUUGCCUUUGUGGAAUUUGAAGAUCCUAGAGAUGCAGAAGAUGCAGUACGAGGACUGGAUGGGAAGGUGAUUUGUGGUUCCCGAGUGAGGGUUGAACUAUCAACAGGCAUGCCUCGGAGAUCACGUUUUGAUAGACCACCCGCCCGACGUCCCUUUGAUCCCAAUGAUAGAUGCUAUGAGUGUGGUGAAAAGGGACAUUAUGCUUAUGAUUGUCAUCGCUACAGCCGGCGAAGAAGAAGCAGGUCACGGUCUAGAUCACAUUCUCGAUCCAGAGGAAGGCGAUACUCUCGCUCACGCAGCAGGAGCAGAGGACGGAGGUCAAGAUCAGCAUCUCCUCGACGAUCAAGAUCUGUGUCUCUUCGUAGAUCAAGAUCAGCUUCACUCAGAAGAUCUAGGUCUGGUUCUAUAAAAGGAUCGAGGUAUUUCCAAUCCCGUUCAAGAUCAAGAUCAAGAUCCAGGUCUCUUUCCCGACCAAGAAGCAGCCGAUCAAAGUCCAGAUCUCCAUCUCCAAAAAGAAGUCGUUCCCCGUCAGGAAGUCCUCGCAGAAGUGCAAGUCCUGAAAGAAUGGACUGAAGCUCUCAAGUUCACCCAUUAGGGAAAAGUUAUUUUGUUUACAUUAUUAUAAGGGAUUUGUGAUGUCUGUAAACUGUUACCUAGGAAGGAUAUUUCAACCAUCUAAUCAAAAUAGAUCUGGAUUAUCACUCUGUAAAUUCACAGCAGUAAGAUAAUAUAAAUUUGUUGAAUGUAUUAACAUCCUAUGGUCUGAAAAUGUGGGUUUUUAUUUGGCACAUUUAAAUAAAAUGUUUCUAACUAGA